CUUCUGGCACCCGCCGGCCCACUCCUUCCCUCCGCCGUCUCAGAGAGGCGGGGGAGGGGGGUAGAAGCGACCCAAUAGCGAGAGAGAAUGAGGUCGGGGCUGCGGCGUGGCCUGCGUGAGCCAAUGAGAGGGCACCUUAGUGAGGGGCCCCUCGGAGCGCGCGUCUAGCGAGAGACGGGAAGGGAUCGAGAAAAGCUGAGAGAGUUAUUGAGAGGAGGGGGAUAUGGAGGCCCCGGACAGUGCGGCUGCAGCCGAGUGCACCGCCUCGGCUGUUCCUGCGGAGAUGCUGGCGGCCAACGGGGACAUGGGCGGGCCCCGGGGUGGUGGGGGCUUAGGCCUGGUGCCGGAGCGGCUCCAGAAGCGCGAGCAGGAGCGGUUGCUGGAGGUGGAGCGGCGGAAGCAGGAGCGGCAGAGCCAGACGGUGAAGGAGGAGAAGAGCGACUUCUUCGCGGCCGCCUUUGCCCGUGAGCGGGAGGCCGUGGAGCAGCUGCUGGGGUGCGCGGGCCAGGAGGCGCCGUCGCGGCUGGACGAGGCGGCCUCGCGGCUGCAGGCCCUCCAGAAGCUGCUCAACGACGCCGUGUUCUACCUGGCGCCCUACGACGUGCGGCUCGGCCAGGAGGCGCUGGCGCGGCUGCAGGGGGCCCUGGCCGAGCGGCGCCAGGAGCUGCAGCCCAAGAAACGCUUCGCCUUCAAGUCCCGGCGGAAGGAGGCCGCCGCCCCGGAUCCCAGCCCCGCGGCCGAUGCCCCGCAGCCGCCGCCGCCCGCGGCCCUGCCGCCCGGCCAGCUCCACGUCCCCUCCGGCUUUGGCUUCUCCAACCGGGAGUCGCAGACCCUGCAGAUGCGGGCCGAGGAGCUGCACCAGCGCGACAUCCUCCUGACCGGUCUGACGGACUGCACCGUCCGGCUGUACGGGAACCCCAACACGCUGCGGCUGACCAAGGCCCGCGGCUGCACGGUGCUCUGCGGGCCCGUCUCCACCUCCGUGUUCCUGGACGACUGCGUCGGCUGCGUCCUGGCCGUGGCCUGUCAGCAGCUCCGCACGCACAGCACCCGGGACACCCGCAUCUUUCUGCAGGUGACCAGCCGGGCCAUCGUGGAGGACUGCAGCGGCGUCCAGUUCGCCCCGUACUCCUGGAGCUACCCGGGCAUCGACCAGGACUUUGAGGGGUCGGGGCUGGACAGAAACAAAAACAACUGGAAGGAUGUGGACGACUUCAAUUGGCUGGCCCGAGGUGUGGCCUCCCCGAACUGGAGUAUCCUUCCAGAGGAGGAGAGGAUAAUCCAGUGGGAUUGAUCGGGCCAGUGACUUGCCGUUAAACCACUGUUUCUUCUAAUUGACGCCGCGAUGCACCUGUUCUUCACACUUGCACUUUAUUACACGUUUUCAGUGUCUUAAUACCGGCUAUGGCAAGGAUUCUUUGCUGUCAUUUCCAUUGUAAAUAGCUCGCGUUUAAAUAAUGCAGUGCCUCUGGUAGUGGGUAGUUUAAAAAUAGAGCUAUCUUUAUUUUUUUUUAACUUUUUAUUUGUUAAUGGCUAGAUGAUUCGGGUUGGCUACAUUGGGAUGAAUAAAAAUGAAAAAAGUCGUGAGUGUACGUUCCCUUUUUUAGUAGUUUUAGUGUCAUGUGGAAUAUCACUGAUUGCUAGUUAGUAUAGAAAAACAGUUUUAGUGCCCUGUGGAAUACCAUCAAUUGCUAGUGUAAAAAAUCAGUGAGAUUACUUAACACCCAGCAGAUUGCUGUUGAAUUAUUUUGUAGGCCAACUCAUUGUUUCGCGUUUGAGGAUUGCUUUAUGGUACUGCUUAAUGGGUGGUACACAAACGUGUCUUCAAGCAUUAAUAUCGGCUUUAGGGCUGUGGAAUAUAGCUGUAGAACCUAGCCCAGCGUCUGAGUUUAUUUUCCUCCAGAGUUCUAGCAUCGAGCUAAUCUAAUACAGAAUUUCCCUGUGAUUUGUUAAGAAUUUGUAAGAACGGCCUUUAUCAACUGGGGAGCAUGCAACAGAGAACAAUUGUUUUGUGAGGGUAAAUUGCUAGAACUUUUUUAGGUUCCUGUUACUUUUAAAUGAAGAGGAUUGAGGCAUAUACCAGAUAAGUCUGAAAGUCUUUUUCGGUCUCAGUUUUCUGUUUGUUUUUUUUUUAGAGGAUAACUGGCAUCCACAAGUUAUUAAAUGUAUAGACAUGCUUUUAUAAAAUUUUUAGGAGAAAUGUUCAAUCUUAGUGGUCUAAAAUAAAUUCUCUUAAGACCCGUA
This is a messenger RNA of Phascolarctos cinereus (koala), 2244 nucleotides long. It is a transcript of the gene TBCC, whose product is annotated as tubulin folding cofactor C. Gene Ontology annotation, biological process: post-chaperonin tubulin folding pathway; tubulin complex assembly. Gene Ontology annotation, molecular function: tubulin binding. Lineage: Eukaryota; Metazoa; Chordata; Mammalia; Diprotodontia; Phascolarctidae. The record is from RefSeq and is a predicted model, not a curated record. Gene Ontology annotation, cellular component: cytoplasm.